UACACCAUAUCAAUGUAUCUACGCCAGCACUGGAAAGACGAACGGCUAAAGUAUGACAGCCGACUAGGCAAUCUCUCAUUGGACGGCAGACUCGCUGACGUCAUAUGGGUGCCGGACACUUACCUGGCCAAUGACAAGAGCUCUUUUGUACAUGACGUCACCGUUAAAAAUAGACUUCUACAGUUAAGCUGCGACGGCAGCGUUAUCUACGGCAUGAGGAUUACAACAGUAGCGUCCUGCAUGAUGGACUUACGGCAUUAUCCCAUGGACCAACAAAACUGCACUCUGGAGAUAGAAAGCUAUGGCUACACACUGACGGAUCUCUCGUAUUCGUGGCAGUAUGGCGGCAAGUCAGUCCUCGGGAUGGACGACAUUGAAAUAGCACAGUUUACCAUCACAGAGUGGAAACUGGUGUCCAGAAUUCAGACCUUCUCCACGGGAGCGUAUCCCAGAUUGUCUUUGAGCUUCCUUCUAAAGAGAAACAUUGGUUACUUUGUGCUUCAGACCUACCUUCCUUCCAUUCUUCUUACCAUACUCUCAUGGGUGUCUUUCUGGAUUAACCACGAGGCAACGUCAGCUAGAGUCGCCUUAGGUAUAACGACGGUGCUCACCAUGACAACAAUUAGUACAAGCGUUCGUCAAUCCCUUCCACGUAUCUCCUACAUCAAAUCAAUUGACAUCUACGUGGUCACGUGUUUCGGUUUCGUGUUUGCUGCCCUCCUCGAGUACGCCAUCGUCAACUUUAAUUAUUGGUCGCAACACAAGAGGAAGGCCAAGGAGGCAUUGAAGAGCGCCACCGCGUGUUCGUCUACGCCCACCACAGACAAUAAUGCCAACAGUAGUAAUAAUGCUUCGAAUCUUAGAACCAGAAAGUUCCGCGAUAACACGUAUCAACAGCUUCAACUAAAUCAAAGUGUUGGUCAGAGGCUGUCAGGGAGAGACCCAAACGACCCCAACGAUGUCGAAGUCAUGGAAGAAAUCCCAAUGAACAGGCUGAAUGGACUCGAAGGGACCGAGACCCACGUCCGGAAACCUUCAUGCACCGGAGGCAAAGUCCGGCGACGGUCAAGCGGUACCAACUACCGGCACACCCCGCCGUGGUUCGGUCCGGGUAGCUCCGGGCGGGCUAGGAACUCUACAUUACGGAGACGGACAAUACGGGUGCACCUCCCGAAAGUGCGCAAUGUGCAUAUCAUCGAUAGCUACGCCAGAAUUCUAUUCCCGAGUCUCUUUAUUAUUUUCAAUAUUGUCUACUGGAGUGUGUAUCUGAUGUGGCAGCAACAGUGGAAAAACAAUCAAACUUGGAGUGAAUGAAAGUCUUCUAGAACUUUUUCGUAAUGUAGUCAAAUUUUUUUUUUUUUUUGCUUCUUCUACAAAAUGAUUUUAGCAUGCUCUGGAGGAUAUACAUUCGGCAACAUGUGACUGUCAAUGUUUUUGCCUCAACCAUCCUACAAUUUAACUGAACGACGAGUCUUGAGCAAUGUCAACCAACGA
Asterias rubens (European starfish) is the source of this 1494-nucleotide messenger RNA. RefSeq names its product gamma-aminobutyric acid receptor subunit beta-3-like. Gene Ontology annotation, biological process: regulation of membrane potential; nervous system process; signal transduction. Bases 13 to 1314 code for a protein of 433 amino acids. The record is from RefSeq and is a predicted model, not a curated record. NCBI's taxonomy places the organism in Eukaryota, Metazoa, Echinodermata, Asteroidea, Forcipulatida, Asteriidae. The transcript is spliced from 6 exons. Gene Ontology annotation, molecular function: GABA-A receptor activity; extracellular ligand-gated monoatomic ion channel activity; neurotransmitter receptor activity. Gene Ontology annotation, cellular component: synapse; membrane; GABA-A receptor complex.